AUGCGCCCCGAUAUUGUCUUCCUGGGUGGCAGCCUCCUGCUGCUGGGAGCUACUGCCUCCCCAAUCCCGUCCCGCUCUCCCUCCCCUCUCCCGCCUGACGACUUCGUCCCCAGCAACAAUCCCACCUCCAUUCUAUCUGAAGGCCCGGCCGAUCUCAAUCUCUUCGAGCGCGGUGGCCCCAAGAUUACCGGUGCCGUGUGUCACGAUCAUCGCUUCACUACGAAGAAUGUCAAGGACGCCAUCAAGAAGGCCAAGGAGGUGCACGAGGAGAAGAAGAAAGAUCACGGUGACGAGCACGAGGAAUACGGGGAAUACCCCAUGCCCUUGGACAAACACACCAGCGGUAUGUUCAAAGACUCAAAGAACAAGAUGCUUUACCCCCUGGAAGAGAACGGCGCAUUCGACGGCAAGGGCGAGUACAAGGGCAAGGUGUUUGUGGUGGUGGAUAAACACUUCAAGUAUCAGGCUGUGGUGCAGUAUAAUGACGACCAUGCCUACAAGUGCUCUCCUGCUGAGGACAAGUGCCAAGAUCGCGAUCAAGGCCAGAAAGAGGGCGACGAGAGCUACGAAUGGCCCAAGGCCCUGGACCCUCGUGCUACUCACCUGUAUAAGAACGGGGACAAGAUGCAAAUGAUUCCGCUAAGUAAAGGCGGCGCGCAUGGCGGUAAGAGCAAGGAGGCAGGACCGGAAUUGGCCGUGCUGAACAAGGAUCAGCAUUGCAAGGGAGCGGUGCGUCUUUACGACAAGCACGGGCAGGAUGAGGGCCAUGGCACCUUGUGCUUUGCGCAGCAUCACAAGAAGAAGGUGGACAAGAACGAACAGGCCGCUGCUGCUGCUGUCGCCGUUGGGAGAGCCUCUCAUUCUCUGUUGAAGUAUUACGACGACUAUCCCUCGGUUUGCCCUUACUUGGGUUCUUUUCCGUGGAGUUCUUCUGGGCACUGCUCGCUCUUUUCUCGAUGCAUUCUCUGGUCUUGCUGA
Molecule: messenger RNA, 978 nt
Organism: Aspergillus homomorphus CBS 101889
Lineage: Eukaryota; Fungi; Ascomycota; Eurotiomycetes; Eurotiales; Aspergillaceae
Exons: 2
Coding region: 1-978 (325 amino acids)
Source: RefSeq, a predicted model, not a curated record